AUGCCGAAUAGCACCUCCUCCCCAGUCAAGCGCCCCGGUCUCGGCCGUCGCGCUGUCUCCUCGCAUGCGGUCGUCACGCGGGCGAACUCCAACCUCGACCUGUCAGAGUCUCACAACUCCAAGGCCCCCAUCCAUAAAGCCCACCGCACCCAUGUCGUCGGUGGUGGCCGCAAUCAUCACCGCAAUCCUUCGGUCGGAAAGAACUUCAAUAAACUACAGCGCUUCCAGCUGGGACCCGAACCAACCGGCCGCCACCACCAACGCAAGAAGUCCGCUCCGGCUACACCGGUCGCCAGUCCGAAAGGUACCGCACACGUGCGAUGGGAUACUGGGACCGUGGAUGACCAUCCCAAGAAUGAUUCUAUGAAGAGAAACAACUCUACGCCCAUCUUGCAACGCAAUAAUUCCGGGGUUGGGAAAAAGACCUUGGUUACUGAUCGUCCGGCCUUAAGCUCCGGCAAGAAGAAGUCUGUCGGCUUUGAGCUGGGUGAUGAUGAGACCGACGAAGCUGAGUGGGAGGAUACCACCACACAGUCGCCUGAGAGCAUGAGACGCAACUCGGUCGUGCCAUCCAACCACAGCGCGGAGAAUCCCGCAGUCCUCGUCGAUCCGCUCACCUUUGUGAAGCGUCCUUACCCACAAAUGCCUCGAGCUACAAGUCUUCCGGACUCAGUCAUCAAUAAGUUCGUACGCAGGGACCCAGAGGAGGACGAAGACGAAGACGAAGACGAAGACGAAGAGAACGACUCGGACGUGACGCCCGAGCAAGAACAGCCUGGUGAGCAAGGCGACAUUGCCAGCCGCCUCCUCAGCCCUUCACACUCCGCCAAAGCCCCCCUGCGAUGUCUUCCAUAUCCGCCAUGGCUGGCCGCCGUCCCGAAUGCGGCCCGGCGUACCUUUUCUACCUCGAACCUUGGGCUCGCCAGCAUGCCUGGUAGCCAACCUCAGGCCACUUCAUCUUCCAUGGAAGGGGGUGUCUCAAGGUUCAUAGUGAACAACAAGGCUGGCCAGGCCUCUUCAAGAACCGAUUCGGACCCGAACACUCCCUCCUCCUUCCUACCUCACUAUCACCCACAAACUCCUCCCUCUCCCGGCCGCGGUGCUGGCAAGUCUACUGCUUCUCCGGCACGCCCUCGCGGCGGCGCUGAUCUGCCAUCGCGAACCCAGCAGAAGCUGUGGCUUCAACGUACGGCUACCCUUAACAACUCUCCUCCCGAUACCCAUGGAGUCUCUACUGCUGCAUCUCCAUCUGCCAUGGAUUCAGGGUACAUGCCUACUGGACAUAAGCGCUCUGCCUCUGGGGUAUUCGAUGCCAAUCGAGGCAUGAAUGGUGCUAGUCGAGCAAGCGGGUCGGGAUUCGACAGCGAGACGCGACACAUUCGCAAGGCAUACGAGAAGAUGUCACUCGAACUGAUGGUGGUGCGACGCUUCCAGACCCCCACGGGCGAUAGCUUCACUCGGCUUCGCUCUAUAGCUCGAGCAUCCAAGGCAGUCGCAGCUAGGGCGGAACACAGUUCCAUGGGCAAGCCUGUGAAGUCAGCCCCCUCAUUGACCCUGCUGCAGCAUCAAAGGCGCCCAAGCCGAAUCGGCUCAAGCUCCGAGUUGCCUGAUCCUCAUUCCUCGACUUCCGAGGAUCCAGCGACCCGGAGCGAAUCCACCGACACCCAGGCAACCAAGUCUGCCCACCCCUCCGCCCGCAUCCUUUCUACCUCGGACGAAGCUGCGCAUGGCCUCCAGGGAGACAAUGAUCCUGAAGAUUACCCGGCUGUGAAUGGCGUCGACAUGAUGAUCCGUCGCAUGUGGGAGAGUCGCGAGGUUGCUUCUUCGAAUUGA
Messenger RNA from Penicillium atrosanguineum, 1833 nucleotides. RefSeq lists its product as uncharacterized. Gene Ontology annotation, cellular component: fungal-type vacuole membrane; TORC1 complex. The record is from RefSeq and is a predicted model, not a curated record. NCBI's taxonomy places the organism in Eukaryota, Fungi, Ascomycota, Eurotiomycetes, Eurotiales, Aspergillaceae. Bases 1 to 1833 code for a protein of 610 amino acids. The transcript is spliced from 2 exons.